AUGGAACUUGAUCAUGGUUUCGACUUCGAGGACUGUUUCCCUUCCAUGAUAGCAAGGCUAGGCGCAGAAGGGUUCAUUGGGGAACUCUGCAACGGGUUUCGUUUGCUCAUGGAUGUGAACAUGGGGCUCAUCACGUUUGAGAGCCUGAAGGUCAGCACCUACUUGCUUGGUUUGGAGGUGAGGGAUGAUGAGUUGUUGUGCAUGCUCAUGGAGGGUGAUUUGGAUGGAGAUGGGGCUCUUAACCAGAUGGAGUUUUGCAUUCUCAUGUUUAGGUUGAGUCCUUCCUUGAUGGAUAUGCAAGGUAAUGUGGAUCAAGUGCAUGCUAGUGUAAUAUAA
Sphenostylis stenocarpa is the source of this 336-nucleotide messenger RNA. The record is from the annotation of a GenBank genome assembly. Lineage: Eukaryota; Viridiplantae; Streptophyta; Magnoliopsida; Fabales; Fabaceae.